Messenger RNA from Cokeromyces recurvatus, 715 nucleotides. RefSeq lists its product as uncharacterized. The coding region runs from base 171 to 326 and encodes 51 amino acids. NCBI's taxonomy places the organism in Eukaryota, Fungi, Mucoromycota, Mucoromycetes, Mucorales, Mucoraceae. The transcript has a single exon. The record is from RefSeq and is a predicted model, not a curated record.
GCUAAAUAUAGAAAAUAGAAGGAGUUAAUUGUCCAAUGUUAAUCAUGAAGAUAUGCUCUAGUCACAAGAGACUACUUCCCCUGGAUUAAAGAAAUACAAUAUAAUGAUUCAUAGUAUAGUUUGUCUGAAAAUAGAACCUAUUGCAUGAUAAAUAAACACAUUAUAGAUGCAUGUCAAUAAUCUAUCUGGAAAUACGAAUAUAUCAUUUAUCAAUAAAUAAAAGCAUGUAUUCAAAUAUACACAUAUUUACAUGUAUACAGGUAUGCAUUUAUAUAACAGUUGAACUUAUUCUGUAUGUUUUGAUCUGCAAGUUAAAUGUAUGCUAAUAUCUUAUUUUAUCAAUUCUUUAUUUAUUUAUUGAUAAAAUAGUAUACUAUGCUUCAGAGUUCUGUAUACAUACAAAUGAAACUAAUCAUGUCUACUAACUAAAACUUGACCUGUUUCUAUUAUUUAGAAUAGUUAUCCGUCUUUCCAUUUAACUCAUUUUCAACUUGAGUCAUAAAAUAAAGGAUUUAUUUAGUGUUCAUUCUAUUAUAAUGCUAUAUUUUUUUGGUUCAUGAAAGGCGUACUCUAUUAUAAUAAUAACAGCAAACAGCUUUUCUUCUUCUUCUUUUAAACAUAUCCUUUUAAAAGACAAGAUGAUUCAUAUAAAGAACGAUUUGUCGUAUUAUUGGCAUUUCUUCUAUCAACAACAAGGUAAAAAAUAAAAAAAAAA